AUGAAUGACGAACGAGUAGCCUACUCAGAACUGAGUCUGGCCAAGAACCCAAAGAAGCAGCAAAGGACACCUAAGAUCACAAAAAGCUCCAUUUCGGUCACUGAACAGGAAAUAAUCUAUGUGGAAUUAAACCUUCCAAACGCUUCUCAGGAUCUUCAAGGAAAUGACCAGCGCUCUCCCUGCAAAGAUUCACUGUCACCUCCAGGGAAGCUCACUGCUGAGAUCUUGGGAUACAUUUCUCUUGUCUUAAUGGUCACUGUGUUAAAAUUGAUGGUUCUUAUUUACUUGACCAUGAUACUGGAACAGAAUAAUUCUUCUCUGAAAACAAGAAGCCAGAAAGAAAUUCAUAAUCUUUCUUCAGUGUAUCAUUGUGGUCACUGUGAAAAGGAGUGGUUCACAUAUUCCAGCAGUUGUUAUUUCAUCAGUAUGGAAAGAAAGACUUGGAAUGAGAGUUUGAUUGCCUGUGCUUCUAAGAAUUCUAGUCUUCUUUACAUUGAUGAUGAAGAAGAAAUGAAAGUUCUGAUGUCCCUAUCAUUUGUAUCAUGGGUUGGAGUCUUUCGUAACAGCAGUGAUCGUCCGUGGGCGUCAAUAAAUGGCUCAACUUUCAAACUAAAGUUAACAGAAUCAGGCAAUCAUGAACAUAAUUGUGUUGUGCUACUCUCAGGAUAUCUAAAAUCAGACAGUUGUGGAUCUUCACAAAUGUUUUAUUGUAAGCAUAAGCCUUAGAAUUGAACCACCUGAGUCUGGAGUCUGUUAGGUAAUUUUAUAUUGAAUGAAAUGGAAACCAUAUUAUAAUUGGAUGUCUUAAAAUAAUUUGUGUUAUUCUAAUAACAAAAACAUUUCCAAAACCAAUCAUUGAAGUAUAAAACACAUACCACAAAGGACAGAUAUCAUUACAUUUUGUCGGGCUCUUUUUGCUCAGCAUUAUGUUUGUGGCAUCCAUCUUUCUAAAAGUUCACAUUUUGUGUGAGUCUGUUUAUACGAAAUAUGAAGAAUAGACAAACCCACAGAGACAGAAUGUGGAUCAGUGUUUACGAAGGGCUGAGGGGAGGUUGGAAUAGGAAGUGACUGCUAAUUUCUACAGUGUUUCUUUUUUGGGUUGAUGAAAACUUGCUACAUUUUGAUUGUGGUGAAAGUUGUAACUCUGGAAAUACACUAAACAUUACUGAUUUUUAUACCUGAAAUGAAUGAAUUUUAUGCUAUGUGCGUUACACUUCAAUUAAAGUGUUAAGAAAAAGUCUCCUGGAAUUAUGUUUGGGACUACAUUUAAUCUUUAAAGUACUUUUUAAAGAUUAGACAUCUGUAUAGUAUUGAUUUUCUAAUCAAUAUUAUGAUAUGUCCUUCAAUGAGUUAGGUUUUCUUUAAUUUCUCUCUAUCAUGUUUGUACUUUUUGCUGUUGAUGUCUUGCAGAGUAUUAGCAUAGUGAUGAGAUACCUCAAGUUUAUUUUAGCACUAUGCACAAUAGCCAAGAUAUGGAAUCAAUUUAGAUGUCUAUUGACAGAUGAAUGGAGAAAGAAAAUGUGGUAUAUAUACACAAUGGAAUACUACUGAGCCAUGAAAAAGAAUGAAACCCUGUCAUUUGCAACAACAUUGACGAGUCUGGAUAUACUAUGUUAAGUGUAAUAAGUCAUUCUCUGAAAGAUGAAUACUACAUGCUCUCAGUCAUAUGUGGGAGCUAAAAAUAAAAAUAAUAAAAAUAAUAAUUUGAAAUUUUAGGAGUACAGAGUAGAACUGUGGUUCCUAGAGUUUAGGAAAGGGAGGGGCAAUGGUGACAUUUGUACUAGGGAGGGUUUUAUUUCCAAUGUUGAAUAAAAGGUAUAGUAAAGGUUCUACAUGUGUCAUACUUAUGAUUUCCUAAUUUAGGGGAAAAGAUUUUGAUAUUUCAUCCAUAUUUACAAAGGUUUUUAAAAAACCAUACUUCUG
Cynocephalus volans (Philippine flying lemur) is the source of this 1923-nucleotide messenger RNA. Its product is annotated as NKG2-C type II integral membrane protein-like. Gene Ontology annotation, molecular function: transmembrane signaling receptor activity. The transcript is spliced from 6 exons. The coding region runs from base 1 to 726 and encodes 241 amino acids. Gene Ontology annotation, biological process: stimulatory C-type lectin receptor signaling pathway; positive regulation of natural killer cell mediated cytotoxicity. Lineage: Eukaryota; Metazoa; Chordata; Mammalia; Dermoptera; Cynocephalidae. The record is from RefSeq and is a predicted model, not a curated record. Gene Ontology annotation, cellular component: plasma membrane; external side of plasma membrane.